This is a messenger RNA of Plectropomus leopardus (leopard coralgrouper), 4556 nucleotides long. Lineage: Eukaryota; Metazoa; Chordata; Actinopteri; Perciformes; Serranidae. The record is from RefSeq and is a predicted model, not a curated record.
UCGGGCGGGAUGAUUCAAAACAAGAUGGACUUAAUAUCUGCGCUGCAGUUUAUGAGAUUAAAUGAAAUUCCACAAGCCUGGGUGGACGCUGUGUGGGACUUAGAGUUCACAGAGGGGAAACCACUGGAUGACACCAUAGAAGAAGAACUCACAGUCAGUGGUGACAAGGCCUUCAAAAGCCUGUACCAGUGUUUACUGGCCCAUGCUGCUGACCAGCAGGAGUCUGCAGGCAGAGAUGGAGUUUCACAGAGUAUCUGGGCAGUUCUGGGAGAGAAUGAGGUGUCGAUCAAGUCUCUGGUGGCCGUGCUGUCCUUCUUUGUCCUGACUGCAAAAGGCAAAUCAGCCAACGUCCAGCAGAGGGUGAGCGGCCUGCACGCCGCCUCAGUCUACCUGCUGCUGCUGGGAAUCCCAGGGAGCAUUGCCAACAAGGUUUUCCAUGAGGUUCUGAUGGACACCUGUUCAGACUUGACCUCUCACUGCUGGCCUCAGGACUCCGGGAAGAAGCGCAAGAAAGAUGGCAUAAAGAGUUCUCAGGCAGAGGGCAAACGCUCCAAACCGCAGCGGAAAGACACUGCAGAGAUGGAGGUGGACGAAGCACAGGAAGAGGAGGAGGAAGAGGAGCUCCAUUUCUCAGGCUCAGACUUGAUGAAGAUCAGAGACGCCGUGGUUCUCCUGGUUCAAAGCCUCCUCAGACUGCUGCAGACAUUUCCACUCAAAGACAGACUGCAGAGCGCCGGCAACUGCACCAAGAUCUUCAGCAAGUUGCUUUACUUGGAGCCGGUCAUUGGAGAGAUGACUUUUGCUGCUCCACAAGAUGUCACAAAGCUGAGAAGCAUCCCUGAGAUGGCUUUCUGCGGCCUGAAGCUGCUGUGCUCGCCGAAACACGGAGACCAGAAAGAGUCCCUGCGGAGGGUUUUCCACCAGCUUCUCUACGUGAUCCUGAUGAUGAAUAAAGGCAGCAGAGGGAAGCCCUCGCUCCUCGUCCUCAGCCAGAGCAUCCUCUCCACCCGCGACCAGGCCAUCCACUUUGUUUGUCAUCUUGUGGACGAGCUCAAAGAGCUGGCUCUGCCGUUCCUGCAGAUCCUCCUGCAGCAUAUCUGCUUCCAGAUGGUGGAGAAGAGUGAGUUUCGUAGCCAGGGCGCGCAGGCUGUGGGUAUGCUGACGUCUCAGAUGGAGAGUCAAGACUACGCCCGCUUCAUCAAGUGGCUGUUUAACUUCUCCAGACACUCAAAGAUGGUGUGUCGGCUGUUUUCCGUGGAUGUGGUGAUGGUUUUGCUGGAGCAGCUGGAGAGGAAACCAGAGGAGUGUGAGGACCCAGAGCUCUGCUCCUUCCUGCCACACAAGUUCCUGAUCCAGAGCCUCCUGUUCGCUAGGCGGAUGGACGACUCGCCCACUGUCCAGAGCCACGCCCUCGCCUGCCUGGCUCAGUGUCUGGAGCUGCCUUCACUCAAUGUCACCCGGGCCGUCCACAACCUCUUCUCUGCCACUGGAACCCACACUGUGUUGGAAGGAGAAAAAUAACAGAGCCUGAGUUCCCAGCAGACUCAGAAAACCUACCGCACUCUGCCGUUCAGAACUGUGGAGAUCAGCAGCACCGAGGGCUCCGACUGUGACGCAAAAGCGAACCUGGCUCUUCUCCUGCGGCGUGUAAAAGACUCCAAGACUAGCGUGAGAAAGUCAGCACUGCAGGCCCUGGUGGGUCUCCUGAAACACAACGUGAUCCCCAUGAGCUGGGAGAACCUGGUGACGCUGUCAGAGCGCUGCAGAGACCCGGCUGUAUCUGUGAAGAAGAAGGCCCUGCAGUGUGUAGGAGAGCUGCUCAGUGCUAAACCAGAGAGCAGUGUGGUGCAGAAGGCGUGGCUGCAGGGUGUGGUGCCAGCUGUGGUGGACUCUGAGAACUCAGUGCAGGACAAGGCCCUGGAGGCUCUGGAACAGGUGCUGCUCAGCCAGGUGAAACCGUACUCUGCCAGCCGCCACCUGGAUGCCAGUCAGAGGCUGACCUGGGACCUGCUGGGCCUGCUUUGCCACGAGUGCCGGAACCUCAGCCGAUAUUUCAGCAGGGCCUUUGCCAUCUGGUCCAAACAGAACAAGUUCACCCAGAUGUUUAUCACCAACCUGAUCUCACACACUGAGGCUGAUCAUGCCGCCGGGGCCUGGCUGCUGCUCUCCAAGGUUGUUGCUUCAUCCCCCAGACUGCCCUGUGGCAAGAUCCUGGACGCCUGGGACAGCAUGAUCAAUUCAAAGGAUGUAUCUGUGACAACCUGCUGUCACAUCCUGGGUGUGAUGGGAGACAUCGCCGCACACUUGAAUGAAGAUACCAAGGACAGGAUAGUUGGUGAUCUGAUGUCUUGGUUGAAGACUUUUACACUGUCUCCGGAGGUGAUCUGUGCUGCUGUGGAGACUCUUUACCAACUUGGCCGCAGUGAAGAUGUCAAACAGACUCAGGCUUUUCUUAACCAGCACUGUGGUGAGCUGGUGUCGGUCUGCGAGGCUUAUUUAGCCGGCAUCAUCCUGAGUGAAAAGGGAACCCAGAACCUCAAUGAGGACUUGAUGGUGAAACACCUCCACACUCUGGGUGUGGCGUCACUCCACUGUCCUGCCAAGGUUGGCAAGAGGACGGUGCUGCUGGUGGAGUCUGUACUUUCAACACAUUCUGACAAACUGGCAGAGUGCGGGGAGGAGCUGCCUGCGUCGCUUCCUCUGUCCCAGUUCAGAGCAAACUCUCUGCCAACCAGAGUCAGAGCCCACGGAGUUAUCGCUUUGGGUAAACUGUGUCUGCAGCAUGAAGAACUCGUCCAGAAGUACCUGCCAGUGUUUGCCAGGGAGCUGGAGGUUGGCAAGGAGGUUGCCGUGCGCAACAAUGUGGUUGUGAUCAUGUGUGAUCUGUGUGUUCGAUACACCAACAUCGUGGAUCACUACAUCCCCAACAUCUCAGCUUGUCUGCGAGACGACGAGGCUGUCAUCAGGGAGCAGACUCUCAUCAUGUUGACCAACCUGCUACAGGAGGAAUUUGUAAAAUGGAAGGGCUCUCUCUUCUUCCGCUUCAUGGUGGCGCUGGUCGACCAGGUCCCCGCCAUUGCCAGUCUGUGUGAGUACUGCCUGCUCCACCUGCUGCUGAAGAAGAACCCCGAAAUGUUCAGCCAGCACUUCAUUGAGUGCAUCUUCCACUUCAACUCUUACAGCAAACACAAGUCCUACAACAAGUUCCCUCAGAGUGAGAGAGAAAAGGUCCGGUUUUCCCUGAAAGGAGCUCAGCACCGUGAGAAGCGUUUUCGGAUCUACCGCUUCCUGUUGGAGCACUUCACAGAUGCCCAGCGCUUCAACAUCACCAUGAAGAUAAACCAGACUGUCUUAGCAUGCUUUGCAGAUGAGGAGCUGCCUCUGGAUGCAGAUGGCGCGGAAAUUUUGUCAGAGACCUUCAACAUUCUGAGUCUGAAGGAGAUGAAGCUGCAGGCCAUAUCUGCUCCAGCAGGAGGCGCUGCAGGGGAGGAGCAAGAGGAGGAGAACAUGGCUACCAUGGCAAAGGCCGUCCUGCAGGCUGCACAGAAGAAAGUGGUGUCACAAGUCCAGAAGAAGGCCUUCAUAGAGAACUCGGUCCCUCUUAUCAUCAGCCUGAAGAGCCUGCUGGAGCAGAAACGCUCCCCUGUCCUCAGAGACCUCAUGGCUUAUCUUCAGGUGACGAUGCAGGACUACCGCAAUGAGGUGAAGGAGUUUUUCUCCGGAGACGAGCAGCUGGCAGCAGAGGUGGACUUUGCUCUGAAGAUGGCUGAGAAGGAGAGAGAGAUGGAGCAACAGAUGGACAACUGCAACCUGACAGGAGACGCCAGGGCUCCCACAGCACAGCAUUCAGUCCAGGGCUCUCCCGUCAGGUCCAGGCCCCUCCUUCCGUUUAUCUUUACCACACCGCAGCCGCCACGGCCCACCCAGCUGUCAGCCAGACUGGCAUACACUGACAGGCGUGUGAACAGAUCCAGGCAGGACGAACAUGUCAAGUCUAAAUCGAUCGCGCUGGAAGGAACAGUGAUACCUAAAGGAGCUGUGAAUGACAGAGCCAUCAGCACACCUAAAGGUGACAACAUCAAUUUCACUUUCGAUGAAGGACUCAGCGCAAUCUUCAGUGACCGAGGAACAAGUCUUGGCGGGGAGGGCAGUGUUCUUCAUGUGCGGUCAAAUGAGCAGCAAACUCCUGGACUGAGGCAGUGGAACGUGCAGUCUCCUCUCCGCCAGAAGAAAAAAUCAUCCAAAGUUUAGUUGUCACACAAUGUCAUGUCUCUUUUUUCUGGUUUUGUCUUCACUUUAACUGUACUCUUAUUACUUCUUCCAUCUUCAUUUCUCUCAAUUUUAUUGUUGAUAUGUUGUAUCACUGUUUGUCUUUAUUUCUUUCUUUUUUUUUUUUGGUAAUAAAGGUAACCAUAACUUCAAUAUUUCUUCAGAAAAUGGGUGACCAUAUACUAUGGUGUCAAAACAUGACUUAUACGGGGUGCCAAGUAACUCACUUGGUAGAGUGGGCGCCCCAUGUACCGAGGCUGUUUGCUUUGCUGCAUGUCUUCUCUCUC